GCCGUUAGACAAAUGUCAUUUCGAACACAUGAUUUAAGUUUUUAUUGUGAUAUUAUUUGUUGAGUGAGGUAGUGAAAAAUAAACAACAAACAAAUAAUAUGAGUAGAAGGAGAAACACUCGACGCGCUGCUACUAUAUUUAAAAAUUAUCAUCAAGAUACAGAUUCAAAUUCAGAAAACGAAGACGAUGGUGUAACGUUAUCCCUUAUAAAUUUCAUGCAAACCUCUAUUUCACAAUCCAGUCGAAAAUCAUCAAAACCAAAACGCACACCGAAUAGAACAAAAAAAAUCAAUACAAUUAAAAAUUCAGCCCCAACAACGAAUCGAAUACGUAAAAGUAAGAAACAAGUAACUGAAAAUAAUUCGGAAGCUACUUGCUUAGAUUCAGAUCACAAUGAAAGUAUUACCCAUGUUAUUAUAUCAGACACUCAGAAAGAUGCCUAUAUGAAAAGUGUUCAACACAAAGUUGAUUCUUUCUUUAAAUCGAGUCAUUUGAUGUCUGAUGAUGAUGACGAAGGUGAAGAAUCAUCUAAGCAAAAAAAUUUACCCACAAAGUCAACUACAGGAUCGAAAAAUUUCUAUGAAAUAUCAGAUUCUGAUGGUGAAGAGCUACCAUCUACUUCAGCUAUGAAUAAUUUAGCAGAACCUGUGGCUGUUGACUCAACUAAUAAUAAAGAAGAAGAUCUGAUGAAAAUAGUAGAUAAGAUACUAGACUGUGAUGAUACACCUAUUGAAAUAACCACUAGUAAUGUAGAAUCAGAUAAUUGGAAUGAAAUUAAAAGCAAAGCAGAAGAAAUUAUGGGAAGUGUUACUGCUCUUCUAGAUACUUUCAAAGAUAAGGAUAAAGAAAAAACAGCUCCAGAAGUAUCACCUGUAAAAACCAAACCAUCAUGUCCAAUUUGUUUGGAAGUUUUGGAUGGAAAUAUUAUUCCAGGUGCAACCAUAUGCGGGCAUAUAUUUUGUAUGGAUUGUAUAAAGCAAGUUGUUAAGACUUCAAAGUCUUGCCCUACUUGUAGAAAACGUAUUACUGUUAAGCAAAUUCAUCCUUUAUAUUUAUAGAUUGGUUGUGUUCUCUGUAUUUUUGAUAAUAAAUUUAUUGCAGCAGUUUUUUAAUUGUAGAUUUUACUUAAUUUAAUAAAAUUUUUAGUAAUUUUA
This is a messenger RNA of Diorhabda sublineata, 1154 nucleotides long. RefSeq names its product E3 ubiquitin-protein ligase RNF4-like. Lineage: Eukaryota; Metazoa; Arthropoda; Insecta; Coleoptera; Chrysomelidae. The record is from RefSeq and is a predicted model, not a curated record. The coding region runs from base 99 to 1058 and encodes 319 amino acids. The transcript has 2 exons. Gene Ontology annotation, molecular function: transcription factor binding. Gene Ontology annotation, biological process: positive regulation of transcription by RNA polymerase II.